AUGAUCACCCUAUGUUGGAACGUUCAGGGGAUGGGCUCCCCUCGAACGUUCAAAUCUUUGAGCGAGCAUGUAAACAAAAUCAAGCCCAACAUUGUGUUCUUGAUGGAGACGAGAUCUACUACGGCGAAGAUGGAGCUUUUUCGCCAAAAGUUAAACAUGGCAAGCUGUUUUAGCAUUGACUGUGAAGGCAAAAGUGGAGGGUUAGCCCUUCUUUGGCAGUGUACAGGAUCGGUUUCAAUCAAAAGUUAUUCUAAAUUUCAUAUUGACUGUUUAAUUGAAGAAAAGAAUGUUCUUUGGAGAUUUACGGGUAUUUAUGGCAACCCAAUAGCUUCUCAAAGGGUUCACACUUGGACUCUGCUCAACAGGCUCAACGAUUUGUAUGAUGUCCCUUGGCUUGUGGGAGGGGAUUUCAACGAAAUUUUAUGUCAGGAAGAGAAGGUGGGAGGUCUCUUGAAGCCCCAAUAUCUGAUGAACAAUUUUAAAGAAGCUUUAGAAUCUUGUAAUCUGAAAGAUUCAGGUGAUGUGACUUUGGGUUUCUCUUGGUGGUGCAAGAGAGGAGAUACUAUUAUCAAAGAAAGGUUAGAUAGGUUUGUGCAUAACUUGAAUUGGCAGCUUUGUUUUCCCAAUUAUUGCUGUUAUCACCUGCAGUUUGGCGGCUCUGAUCACUGCCCUAUCGUUAUGAUGAAUUCAACCAGAAGGAACAAGGAUGGGCACAAAAGAAGAAGAAACACAAGAUUCCACUUUGAGGAAGUCUGGUGUAAAAAAGCUGACUUUCAUGAGUUUGUUAGAGAAGUUUGGGAUUCUGGAGGAGAAAUGAGCAGCCCCUGUUUGCUGCCUACAAGAUUGAAAAAUUGUGCCCAGGCUUUUGGUAGAUGGGGUAAAAAGCAGUUUGGGGAUCUUCAGGAUAGCAUCGUGAUAAAAAAGAAUAAAUUGAAUGCCCUUCUUGCCUCUAACGACUUGGUUCCAGUAGAGCAGAUCAAGAGUGUGGAGAGUGAGCUAAAUGACCUGCUUUGGCAAGAGGAAGUUGCAUGGAGACAAAGAUCCAGAGUCAGUUGGCUUGCUCAUGGCGAUAAAAAUACCAAGUUCUUCCACAGAAAAGCCUCUGCAAGACUUAAAAGGAAUGCGAUUGAAGGACUUUUCAACAAGGAUGGAGUCUGGAAAGAUGAUGAAAAAGGCAUGGAAGCUGUGAUACAAGAUUAUUUUUCUGAACUCUUCAAGUCCUCUAACCCUUCUGAAGAGGACCUUGAAAAAGUUCUUAAGCAUGUCUCCCCUACGGUUUCCAGAGAGAGUAACUCUAUGCUCUGCUCUAGUUUUACCAAAAAUGACAUCACGCAAGCCCUCAAGGAGAUGAGUCCCACAAAGGCUCCUGGAGAAGAUGGCUUCCCUGCACUCUUCUACCAACGAUACUGGCAGAUUAUUGGAGAGGAUAUCAGCAAGGUUUGCUUACAAAUCUUAAAUAAUAAUGCUUUGAUUAGCCCUGUUAAUGCAACCAUUAUUGCUUUGAUUCCAAAAGUCAAGAAGUGUGUUAAUAUGUCUAGUUUCAGGCCUAUUAGUCUCUGCAAUGUUAUUUACAAGAUUGUAUCUAAAACUUUAGCUAAUAGACUUAGAAGAGUUCUUAAUGAGGUGAUUGAUGUCUCUCAGAGUGCUUUUAUUCCUGGGAGGCAAAUUGUUGACAAUGCUCUGUUAGGUUUUGAAUGUGUUCAUUACAUUAAAAACUCUAAAAGCAAAUUUAAAAAUCACUUAGCUCUUAAGCUUGAUAUGUCUAAGGCUUUUGAUAGAGUUGAGUGGUUUUUUGUGGAAGCUAUGAUGCUUAAGCUUGGGUUUAGCAGUGUUUGGGUUUGCAAAAUCAUGAACUGCCUGUCCUCUACUAGUUUCUCCUUCUUACUUAAUGGCUCUGUUAAAGGAAACAUCACACCCAGUAGAGGUUUGAGGCAAGGGGAUCCUCUAUCCCCUUACCUUUUUAUCAUUUGUGCCCAAGGCUUAUCUGCUCUGAUCAAUAAUGCUGUUGUUAAUAAAGCCCUUCAUGGCAUUAACUUUGGAGGAUCUUGCCCACAGAUCUCUCAUCUUUUCUUUGCAGAUGACAGCCUCUUGUUCUGUAGAGCCAGUUUGAAAGAAUGCAGUGCCAUUAAAGAGAUUCUGUUAACCUACGGCAAGGCUUCUGGUCAACUUAUUAAUUUUGACAAAUCAGCUUUGUCUUUUGGUAAAUGUACGCAGGACAGAACUGUGAAUGAGAUCAAGAACUUUCUUCAAAUCCCGGUGGUCCAAUGCCACGAGAAGUACCUCGGCUUGCCCUCCACUGUGGGCAAAAACAGGGCUGAAAGCUUCAAAUCCAUCAAAGAGAAAGUCUACCAGAAGCUUCAAAUGUGGAAAGAUAAACUGUUUUCCUGCGGAGGCAAGGAAAUCCUAAUUAAAGCAGUGGUUCAAUCUAUCCCCGCCUACUCUAUGAAUUGUUUUAAACUGCCCAAAUCACUCAUUGCUGAGCUGGAAAGAAUCUGCGCUAGGUUCUGGUGGGGAACUAGUGCGAAGAGUAGGAAAAUUCAUUGGGCUCGAUGGAGUGUUCUUUGCAAACCAAAGUGCCAAGGUGGGAUGGGAUUCCGUGAUCUGGAAGCUUUCAACAGAAGUAUCUUGGCUAAACAACUGUGGAAGAUUAUAACCUGCCCCGAUAGCCUUCUCGCUAAGGUUUAUAAGCAAAGAUACUUCAAGGAUACAUCUCCCAUGGAAGCAACUGUUCCAAGGAAUGCCUCUUUCACUUGGAAAAGCAUCAUGUGGGCGAAAGACAUUAUUGAAAAUGGGUGCAGGUGGAGAAUAGGAGAUGGUGUCAGUGUCCAGAUUUACAAAGAUAGAUGGCUUCCCAGAGAGAAAAGUUUCAAAGUGAUCAGCCCCCCAAAACCUCAUUCCCCUAUCUGGGUUUCGGAUCUCAUUGGCACAGAUGGAAGAUGGAAAAUGGACACUAUUAGGGAGCUCUUCUUCCCUGGAGAUGCAGACCAAAUUAUCAACAUGCCUCUUCCUAGAACCCCUCAAGUUGAUAUUCUGAGGUGGCAUUACGACAAAAAGGGCUUGUAUACUGUAAGAUCUGGUUAUAGAAUGGCUAUGACUAUGGAAGACCACCCUACCUCCUCAAAUUCUGAUACCUUCAGUAGCUGGUGGAAAUUUCUUUGGGCCCUCUCUAUUCCUUCUAAAAUCAAAAUUUUCUUGAUGAAAUGUUACAACGGCUGGCUUCCCGUCAAGCUUAAUUUAUUGAAGAGAGGUAUGCAAAUCGAUGAAAUGUGCCCAGUUUGUUCGAAAUGUGCUGAAUCUACUUUGCACUCGUUAUGGCUCUGCCCCGCAGCUAAAGAUAUAUGGAAAUCUUGGGCCCUAUAUUGCCAUAUCAAGCCACAUAUUUCCAUGAAUUUGCAGGAAUGGUUUUUGCAGGUUAGAAACUCGAUUAAGAAAGAAGAUUUUAUGAUUUUCUCUGUUGUUCUCUGGCUUAUAUGGAAUAACAGGAAUGGGAUUCUCUUUGGAAAUCAUGUUAAACCUGCUCACCAAGUCCUCCAAUGGGCUUCUGCUCUUGUUACAGAUUUUGCUAAUGCUCGCGCUGAGGAAAUGAAUUUAUGUAGCUUUGGUUCUUCUGGCUUGAGAAAGGACAUGGAUGACAGAUGGGUUCCUCCUAGAGCAGGGCUCUAUUGUGUUAAUGUUGAUGCAGCCUUUGGUAAAGGUAACGGAGGAGUCGGUACAGGAGUGAUUAUCAGAGACUGGCUGGGAAAUGUGAAAGCUUCUGCUACCUACAAGCAUGAGCAGAAUGUUGAAGUCUGCUUAGGUGAAGCAAUAGCUAUUUGUGAUGGUAUUACUUUGGCAAAAGAAGCAAAUCUUACUCCCUUCGAAGUUCGAUCAGACGCAAAGGUUGUAGUAGAUUACUUCAACAUCUCCGAUUUGCCUUGUAAUGAUGUUAGUCUAGUGGUUCAAGAUUGUUUAACUCUGAUGGCUGAUAACUGCUGUGUAGGAAUCUCCUUCUCAAGCAGGAAAUCAAACUCAGUUGCUCACUAUUUAGCUAGAUUAGCUUUAACUACUCAUAGUAGUUAUUCUGUUUGGUGGAGUUCUGUCCCACCACAGAUUUAUCAAUAUGUUUUGGCUGAUUUAACAGCUUUCUAUUAA
Mercurialis annua (annual mercury) is the source of this 4131-nucleotide messenger RNA. RefSeq lists its product as uncharacterized. Gene Ontology annotation, molecular function: RNA-DNA hybrid ribonuclease activity; nucleic acid binding. Bases 1 to 4131 code for a protein of 1376 amino acids. The transcript has a single exon. The record is from RefSeq and is a predicted model, not a curated record. NCBI's taxonomy places the organism in Eukaryota, Viridiplantae, Streptophyta, Magnoliopsida, Malpighiales, Euphorbiaceae.